This is a messenger RNA of Otolemur garnettii (small-eared galago), 6129 nucleotides long. RefSeq names its product ubiquitin specific peptidase 47 (gene USP47). Gene Ontology annotation, molecular function: cysteine-type deubiquitinase activity; cysteine-type endopeptidase activity. The transcript has 28 exons. Gene Ontology annotation, biological process: protein deubiquitination. Bases 725 to 4792 code for a protein of 1355 amino acids. NCBI's taxonomy places the organism in Eukaryota, Metazoa, Chordata, Mammalia, Primates, Galagidae. The record is from RefSeq and is a predicted model, not a curated record. Gene Ontology annotation, cellular component: nucleus; cytosol.
AGGGGAAAAGAACGACAGGGGAGUAAAAAGGUAAAUAACGCAGCCCAUUCUGACUGGCAGGGCCGGAGCUGCGUCCCGAGGUGGAGGCCGAGCGGUAGCCCCUUCACUACCAGCACAAGGCUAGGGAUACCGAAGCCGGGAUGACGCGUAGGCGCUUGGCUAACAGGCAGCGAGAGAAGUAUGAGCCAGAGCAGGGACUUUGGGCUUGAAUCUUUUUGUGAUGGGAAGGGAGUCGGAAGAGACCGAGAAGACAUGGAGGACUGUGGGCCUGGCCCUUGCCCUCCCGGUAGAGGGAGUCCCGCGUAGACGGUCCAGCUUCCCUCGAAUGAAAAGAGUUUGCAUGCCCGCUUUACCGGUUUUGCACGUCCUAGGGCUAAGAGCUGAGUGAUUAGCAGGGAGCGACAACUGCCUGUGCACCAAGGGCUCCGGCGCCGGGCUCGAAGCCCGAGCGGCCGAAUUCUCGCGAGAGCGGCCGCCGCCAUUUUUCCAUUGAUUGCGGUGAGCUGGGGGAGGGGCCGACGACGAAGGCGGCGGCGGCGGCAGCGGAGCCCUGGGUUGGUGUCUGCGCGCUGGUGUCUGAGGCCCAGGCUGAGGCCUCCGCGGUUGCCGGAGCGCAGGCGGCGGGGACGAUGACUGCCGCUGCCUUUCUCUCCUGAGGCAGAGAGCCGCCGCCACCCUCCACCCUCCCCUGGCAGGGCGGAGAGGAGCGGCCGGAGUCUGAGCGAUGGUGCCCGGCGAGGAGAACCAACUGGUCCCGAAAGAGAUAGAAAAUGCUGCUGAAGAACCUAGAGUCUUAUGUAUAAUACAAGAUACUACUAAUUCAAAGACAGUGAAUGAACGGAUCACUUUAAAUUUACCAGCAUCUACUCCAGUCAGAAAACUCUUUGAAGAUGUGGCCAACAAAGUAGGCUACAUAAAUGGAACCUUUGAUUUGGUGUGGGGAAAUGGAAUCAAUACUGCUGAUAUGGCCCCACUGGAUCAUACCAGUGACAAGUCUCUUCUUGAUGCUAAUUUUGAGUCAGGAAAGAAGAACUUUCUUCAUUUAACAGACAAAGAUGGUGAACAACCUCAAAUACUACUGGAGGAUUCCAGUGCCGUGGAUGACAGUGUUCAUGACAGGUUUAUAGGCCCACUUCCAAGAGAAGGUUCUGUGGGCUCUACCAGUGACUAUGUCAGCCAAAGUUACUCCUAUUCAUCCAUUUUGAGUAAAUCAGAAACUGGAUAUGUGGGAUUAGUAAACCAGGCAAUGACUUGCUAUUUGAAUAGCCUUUUGCAAACACUUUUUAUGACUCCUGAAUUUAGGAACGCAUUAUAUAAGUGGGAAUUUGAAGAAGCUGAAGAAGAUCCGGUGACAAGUAUCCCAUACCAACUUCAAAGACUUUUUGUUUUGUUACAAACCAGCAAAAAGAGAGCAAUUGAAACCACAGAUGUUACAAGGAGCUUUGGAUGGGAUAGUAGUGAGGCUUGGCAGCAGCAUGAUGUACAAGAACUGUGCAGAGUCAUGUUUGAUGCUUUGGAACAGAAAUGGAAGCAAACAGAACAGGCUGAUCUCAUAAAUGAACUGUAUCAAGGCAAGCUGAAGGACUACGUGAGAUGUCUGGAAUGUGGCUAUGAGGGUUGGAGAAUCGACACAUAUCUUGAUAUUCCAUUGGUCAUCCGACCGUAUGGGUCCAGCCAAGCAUUUGCUAGUGUGGAGGAAGCAUUGCACGCAUUUAUUCAACCGGAGAUCCUAGAUGGUCCCAAUCAGUAUUUUUGCGAACGGUGUAAGAAGAAGUGUGAUGCACGAAAGGGCCUUCGGUUUUUGCAUUUCCCUUAUCUGCUGACCUUACAGUUAAAAAGGUUUGAUUUUGAUUAUACAACCAUGCAUAGGAUUAAAUUGAAUGAUCGAAUGACAUUUCCUGAGGAACUAGAUAUGAGUACAUUUAUUGAUGUUGAAGAUGAGAAAUCUCCUCAGACUGAAAGUUGCACUGACAGUGGAGCAGAAAAUGAAGGUAGUUGUCACAGUGAUCAGAUGAGCAAUGAUUUCUCCAAUGAUGACGGUGUUGAUGAAGGAAUCUGCCUUGAAAGCAAUAGUGGAACAGAAAAGAUUUCAAAACCUGGACUUGAAAAGAAUUCCUUGAUUUAUGAGCUCUUCUCUGUUAUGGUUCAUUCGGGGAGUGCUGCUGGUGGUCAUUACUAUGCAUGCAUAAAGUCAUUCAGUGACGAGCAGUGGUACAGCUUCAAUGAUCAACAUGUCAGCAGGAUAACACAAGAGGACAUUAAGAAAACACAUGGUGGAUCUUCAGGAAGCAGAGGUUAUUAUUCCAGUGCUUUUGCAAGCUCCACAAAUGCAUAUAUGCUGAUAUAUAGACUGAAGGAUCCAGCAAGAAAUGCAAAAUUUCUAGAAGUGGAUGAAUACCCAGAACAUAUUAAAAAUUUGGUACAGAAAGAGAGAGAAUUGGAAGAACAAGAAAAGAGGCAACGAGAAAUUGAGCGCAAUACGUGCAAGAUAAAAUUAUUCUGUUUGCAUCCUGUGAAACAAGUAAUGAUGGAAAAUAAAUUGGAGGUUCAUAAGGAUAAAACAUUGAAGGAAGCAGUAGAAAUGGCUUAUAAGAUGAUGGAUUUAGAAGAGAUAAUACCCCUGGAUUGUUGUCGCCUUGUUAAAUAUGAUGAGUUUCAUGAUUAUCUGGAACAAUCAUAUGAAGGAGAAGAAGAGACACCAAUGGGCCUUCUACUAGGUGGAGUCAAGUCAACAUACAUGUUUGAUCUGCUGUUGGAGACAAGAAAGCCUGAUCAGGUUUUCCAGUCUUAUAAACCUGGAGAAGUGAUGGUGAAAGUUCAUGUUGUUGAUCUAAAGGCAGAGUCUGUAGCUGCUCCUAUAACUGUUCGUGCUUACUUAAAUCAGACAGUUACAGAGUUCAAGCAACUGAUUGCAAAGGCUAUCCAUUUACCUGCUGAAACAAUGAGAAUAGUGCUGGAACGCUGCUAUAAUGAUUUGCGUCUUCUCAGUGUGCCCACUAAAACCCUAAAAGCCGAAGGAUUUUUUAGAAGUAAUAAGGUGUUUGUUGAAAGUUCUGAGACAUUGGAUUAUCAGAUGGCCUUCACAGACUCUCAUUUAUGGAAGCUUCUGGAUCGGCAUGCAAAUACAAUCAGAUUAUUUGUUUUGCUACCUGAACAAUCUCCAGGAUCUUAUUCCAAAAGGACAACAUACCAGAAAGCUGGAGGUGAUUCUGGUAAUGUAGAUGAUGAUUGUGAAAGAGUCAAAGGACCUGUUGGGAGCCUAAAGUCUGUGGAAGCUAUUCUAGAAGAAAGCACUGAAAAACUCAAAAGCUUGUCACUGCAACAACAACAGGAUGGCGAUAAUGGGGACAGCAGCAAAAGUACUGAGACAAGUGACUUUGAAAAUAUCGAAUCACCUCUCAAUGAGAGGGACUCUUCAGCAUCCGUGGAUAAUAGAGAACUUGAACAGCAUAUUCAGACUUCUGAUCCAGAAAAUUUUCAGUCUGAAGAACGAUCAGACUCUGAUGUGAAUAACGACAGGAGUACGAGUUCAGUGGACAGUGAUAUUCUCAGCUCCAGUCAUAGCAGUGAUACUUUGUGCAAUGCAGACAGUGCUCAGAUCCCUUUGGCUAAUGGACUUGACUCUCACAGUAUCACAAGUAGUAGAAGAACUAAAGCAAAUGAAGGGAAAAAAGAGACAUGGGAUACCGCAGAAGAAGACUCUGGAACUGAUAGUGAAUAUGAUGAGAGUGGCAAGAGUAGGGGAGAAAUGCAGUACAUGUAUUUCAAAGCAGAACCCUAUGCUGCAGAUGAAGGUUCUGGGGAAGGACAUAAAUGGUUGAUGGUGCAUGUUGAUAAAAGAAUUACCCUGGCAGCUUUCAAACAACAUUUAGAGCCCUUUGUUGGAGUUUUGUCCUCUCACUUCAAGGUGUUUCGAGUGUAUGCCAGCAAUCAAGAGUUUGAGAGCGUCCGACUGAAUGAGACACUUUCAUCAUUCUCUGAUGACAAUAAGAUUACAAUUAGAUUGGGGAGAGCACUUAAAAAAGGAGAAUACAGAGUUAAAGUGUACCAGCUUUUAGUCAAUGAACAAGAGCCAUGCAAGUUUCUGCUAGAUGCUGUGUUUGCUAAAGGAAUGACUGUACGGCAGUCAAAAGAGGAAUUAAUUCCUCAACUCAGGGAGCAGUGUGGCUUAGAACUCAGUAUCGACAGGUUUCGUCUAAGGAAAAAAACAUGGAAGAACCCUGGCACUGUCUUUUUGGAUUAUCAUAUUUAUGAAGAAGAUAUUAAUAUUUCCAGCAACUGGGAAGUUUUCCUUGAAGUUCUUGAUGGUGUAGAAAAGAUGAAGUCCAUGUCACAGCUUGCAGUUUUGUCAAGACGGUGGAGGCCUUCAGAGAUGAAGUUGGAUCCCUUCCAGGAGGUUGUGUUGGAAAGCAGUAGUGUUGAUGAGUUGCGAGAGAGGCUUGGUGAAAUCAGUGGGAUUCCUUUAGAAGAUAUUGAAUUUGCUAAGGGCCGAGGAACUUUUCCCUGUGAUAUUUCUGUCCUUGAUAUUCAUCAGGAUUUAGACUGGAAUCCUAAAGUUUCUACACUGAAUGUCUGGCCUCUUUAUAUCUGCGAUGAUGGUGCAGUCAUAUUUUAUAGGGAUAAAACAGAAGAAUUAAUGGAGUUGACAGAUGAGCAAAGAAAUGAACUGAUGAAAAAGGAAAGUAGUCGACUCCAGAAGACUGGACAUCGUGUAACAUACUCACCUCGUAAAGAGAAAGCACUAAAAAUAUAUCUGGAUGGAGCACCAAAUAAAGAUCUGACUCAAGACUGACUCUGCUAGUGUAGCAUUUUCCCUGGGGGAGUUUUGGGUUUAAUUAGAUGGUUCACUACUAUCAGGUAGUGCCAUUAUGGCGGGACAUGGUUGGGGUAACCCAGUGACACCAGCACUGAUUGGACAACCCUUCACCAAUCAGAAGCUCAGUGCCCAAUGGGCCACUGUUUUGACUUGGAAUCAUGUUGUGCACUAUAGUCAAAUGUACUGUAAAGUGAAAAGGGACGUGCAAAAAAAUUAAAAAAAAAAAAAAAAAAAAGCAAAACCUGCUAUUAGAAAAGGGGACAGGGGAAUGAGUAAACUUCUUUUAUUGUGGACAAAUGUGCACAUAGCCGCUAGUAAAACUAGCUUUCAAACAGGAUGCUCAUAGCUUAAUAAUAAAAGCUGUGCAAAGGCCAUGAAUGAAUGAAUUUUCUGUUUAUUUCACUGAUACACACAUUACCUCAUUGACAAUUCAGAAGUAAAUGCAACGUGUGUUGACUCUUGGAAAGCAGCAAAAAUAGGAGCUGAAGAAAGAAAUUCUUAGAACCAGCCGUAACCCAGUAAAGAAUUGUGAAGUUUGUUUUUGUUUUGUUUCAUUUAUUGCAGAGUAUUAAGACCAUUCUUCUUCAAAACGUUUCCCUUAGACCGCUUCCAGCAGGUGGCAGCUCAGAUUGCUGCAGGAUUGUAAUUAUAACUGAUUGUACGUAAGUUACGGAUGUAGAGAAUGUGUUCCACUCGUUUAUUUAGCAUGUAAAUAAAAUGGAUCCUGUUGAGUUAUCCUAAUUGGAGUUCAACUACUUCCCGUGGUUAUUCUUUCCCAUAUUCAUUAUGUACAUUUGUGUACAUUGAGAAGUGUAACAAUCUAUGUAAAUGUAAUCCUCAGUGAGGUUCCUCAGUGCUGGGUCCCAUAGGAUUGUAUUUGCUCUUGUUAAUGAGGUUUUUCUGUUCGGUGGCUUCAGUUUUUUUGCUCUUUGUACAUUUAUUUUUGAAGGUUUACUUCAAGUUUGAAUCUUCUAGAAUGCUUGUAAGUCCAGUUUUUAAUUUUUAAAGUCAAUUCGUAGUUACAUGUAGUUUACCUUUGGGGAAACGUCUUAACAUCUUAUUGAAUACACUUGCCAGUAAGGUCAGGUCCUGGUACAGACUGAUGCCCGUCAACAUGAUUUCACUGCAGAGUCUAUUAGAAUCAGGAAGUGUUUGCUUUGCUAAAUAAAAGUACUCAAUGAACACAAGUCUACAUAAAUUUUGAAAUACCAUCUAAUUUAUAAAAAUCAAUAAAAAGGUUUUGGUAAAACAAACUUUUUCAUGCCAGAUGCUGUUUACAACAAUGAACAUGCCAAUAAAACAUUUGUUCAUUC